Molecule: messenger RNA, 1558 nt
Organism: Cydia amplana
Lineage: Eukaryota; Metazoa; Arthropoda; Insecta; Lepidoptera; Tortricidae
Product: cytochrome P450 6B5-like
Exons: 1
Coding region: 26-1513 (495 amino acids)
Molecular function (GO): heme binding; iron ion binding; oxidoreductase activity, acting on paired donors, with incorporation or reduction of molecular oxygen
Source: RefSeq, a predicted model, not a curated record
CUCGAUCGGUUGUUCCGCGGUUACAAUGAUUCCUAUAUUAAUUCUCGUUAUCAUCGGUGUCAUCUUUAUCUAUCUAAGAGGCCAAUACAAUGAAAACUACUGGAGAAAACGUGGCGUAGCUUUCUACGAGAAGAACAAAGUCCUCGGCAUUUUCUGGGACUUUCUCACCACCGACAAGGCCUUGUUUGAGGUCCUCAGCGACCUUUACACCAAGUACGAAAACGAGCCAGCUGUUGGAAUCGGAUCUCUCAUGACUCCGAGUCUCUUCGUGAUCGACCCGCAAAACGUCCAGCAUAUAACGCAGACCGACUUCCAAUCCUUCAGCCAUAGAGGAGUAACUAUAAACAAAGGCGAUCUGUUAGCUGAUAACCUGCUCUUUAUGAACGGUCCAAGAUGGAAGUUAAUGCGACACAAAAUGACACCGGUCUUCACUGCGACUAAACUCAAAAACAUGUAUUAUAUUAUGGAUAAAAGUGCGCAGGAUUUCGUGGCACAUCUAAAGGAGAAUCCGGAGAAAUUGAAAGGUAACGGGUUUGAUACGAUGAACGAGUUCUGCAGCGCAGCCAUUGCAGCCGCGGUUUUCGGGAUCGGUACGGAAUCCACAUUCAAGUCACCAUUCUUAAAGAUGGCGAGAGAUUCGGUGAGGCUCAACUGGCGAACUAACCUUAGGUUCGCGAUCGUCAAUACCAGCGAAACGUUAUGCAGAAUUAUAGGUUUAAAGCUGUUUAAAGAGCAUGAACCAUUAUUCAUUGGCGCAAUAAAACAAGUGUUAAGAGCUAGGGAAAAGGAGAACGUUAAGAAACAUGACUUCGCUGAUGUAUGCGUAAGCCUGCAGAAGGCAGGAACUAUGAAAGAUAAUGAAACGGGUCAGGAACUUGAACCCUCAGACGAGCUCCUCGCCGCCCAAGGAUUCUUCUUCUUUAUUGCUGGCGUCGAGCCAACCGCCAGUGCCCUGUUUGGAGCGCUCUCUGAGCUGGGCAAAAAUCCGGAAAUCCUCGAAAAAUUGCAUAAAGAAAUCGACCAAACUUUCGAGAAACACAAUGGAAUCAUCACAUACGACGUUAUAUCCGAGAUGAAAUACCUUGAUCAAGUCUUAAGCGAAGCGUUAAGAAUGCAUGCGCCUAUAGGUUUCCUAGGCAGACAGUGUGUUAGCGAUUCAGUGCUUCCUGUUGGGAACAUACAAGUGUCCGCAGGCACGAAGAUAUACAUACCAGUUUUCGACAUGCAUUACAACCCAAAAUUCUUCCCUGAGCCUCAGAAGUUUGAUCCGGAGAGGUUUUCUGCGGAGAAGAGGACGGGAAGUGAGGUGGCUUACUUGCCGUUCGGGAAGGGAGCGCGGAUUUGCAUCGGGAUGCGAUACGCCCGGCUGCAGGUGCUGGCGGGGCUGACGCACCUGCUGCGGCACUACCGCGUGCUGUCCCACCGCGACCCCGCCAAGAGGAAGUACGCUAAGGGACAGUUCCAGUUAAGACAGAUCGAUACCGACAUAGAGCUGAUACCUCGAGACAGAUAGGCACAUCAAGGAUAAUAACGGACGGUUCAUUUUUGAAGUGAAUGC